UCGUACGAGUUGUAAGAAAGAAAACAAAAAAUCGCACAAAGAUAAUAAUAAUUACGAUAAUAGCGAUCACAACGAUGAUAACAAUCACGGUAUGAAAAGCAAUAAAUCAAAUUAUGAAUAUUCUGGCAUUCUUAGAAGGAAUAGGAAUAUUAGGUUCACCUUAAUUGUACUAUUGCUCGGCGCAACCAUACUAAUCCUUGUAAAGUCUCGAUAUUAUUCUGAUCCUCAUGCGUUGCCGGAAUUAACUGGAUCCUCAGACACAGAAGUUUCUUCAACAGACCGAUUACAAAUAACUUGGCGAAUAAAUCUGAACGAAAAGAUCGAUUCUAGAUCAAGUUUUUAUAAACCAGAACAAUUUACAGAAGACGCUUUAAAAAGGAACAAACUUAUUCCGGUAACAGCGGUUGUGUUGGGGUGGAAACGAAUUAACAGUUUAAAGAUAGUGGUUAAUUAUAUUUCAAAAUAUCCUUAUAUAAAAGAAAUCUUAAUAUGGAAUAAUAAUAAUGAAACAAGGCUUAAUGUUGAGGUAAUUUUGUUACACAUCUAA
Molecule: messenger RNA, 547 nt
Organism: Scutellospora calospora
Lineage: Eukaryota; Fungi; Glomeromycota; Glomeromycetes; Diversisporales; Gigasporaceae
Source: the annotation of a GenBank genome assembly